UUUUAGGGUCGUCGUCGUCGUCGCGGGGCAUCUUCUUGGCGGGCGCGCAUCAUCCUGGACGCGAUCGAUCGCAUUUCACUCGCCAGCGAUCGAUCCAUCGCAUUGGUGAGUUGAUGAUCCCCCUCCCGGAGUGAGUAACGCGGGAUGGCGAUCUUCCGCGAUUCCUUUCUUUGCGAUCAUGGAUUUCGCGUGUGUGCUUGCUUGCUUGUGCUUGUUUGAGAGCUAGCUAGGUCGCGCUAGGCGUAGUGCUUGUGCCGUGAUGCGAUCAUACAUCCAACGCAUUGCACAGUGUGUGUGUGUCUGUGUGUGUGCGCUUUCAAGCUUUGCUAGUAUUGAGCCAACUUAGUCUAAAGUUUGUCGCUGGGAGGUGGGGUCUCUAGCGCACAGACUGUACACAGUGUGUGAGCGUGUGCGCAGUUUUCUCUCCUUUUGUGUGCGCGUUUUCUCGUUGAAUCUUCUCUGGCUGCUGGCUAAAAUUUUUUCUCCUUCUUUCUUCUAUCGCAGUGACAAAAAAGUUUGUAGCUGGCUUGCUCGCUCGCUCGCUCGCUCCUUCCUUUUGAUUUGAGUGAUUGUUUGUGUCAGUCGUGGCUACUUCUUCCCGAUUUCGCAUUGGGUGUCAGGUCAACGUGCUACAGGGCGCUUGCAUACCAAAUUCCUUUUUUUUUCUCGAGUCUCUUCUUCUUCCUUGCUUUGCCUUGCUUUGCCUUGCUUGUAUGUAGAAAUGGUAUGUAUAUAGGCUUUCUUUGUUUCUAUGUGUCCUGAGCUAGGAACACUAGGCGUGGUGGUGAUAAAGAGUUUUUUGUUAGCGGUUUGUCGCGUCAAGGGAGAUGCUCUCUACAGUAGCCUGAUUCGUGUAAGCUCUGUAGACUAUUUCUCCUCUCCUUUCUCGGUCUGUCUUUCCCAAUUCUUGUGGUGUGAAGGUGAAGGGGUCUAGAUCUGGUUUGUCUCCCUCAUUCUGUUUCGUCGCGCUUGAGCUUGGUGCAAGUUCUCUCCGCUGUCUUCUUCAUGUGACCACUGCUGAAGUCGCAGCGCUGCUAUGGGUGGAUCACAGAAGUUGUUCCAAUCGCUUGGAAUCAUCAAAGUCAAAAGCUCAUCUGAGGAAAAUAAGAAGCCGAAGAAGGCCAAGGGAAGAAAAUGGAAGUUCUGGAAAUCGUCUAUCCAUGCCACAGAUGACAAGCCGCAGGUGGUGGUGAGGAAACCCGAUUUUCCCCAUGGUUCUCAGGACUGGGCUGCCGUUGUUAUCCAGACGGCCUUUCGCGGAUAUAUGGCUCGGAGAACGCUCCGUGCCAUUAAAGGUGUCAUUCGGUUGCAAGCGCUCGUCCGUGGUCGCACCGUCAGAAAGCAAGCUUCCAUCACGCUUCGGUGCAUGCAGACUCUGGUCAAGGUCCAACGCGCUCGCCAGACGCGACUUCACGAAGCGUCCACAAUGCGUACCAUAACUCAUCGCCCGAUUCCAACCGACAAGACUCCAGAGAAAGGAUGGGCUGAUGGAGUUCGCACGAAGGAAGAAAUGAAGACAAGGAUCCAGCAGAAGCACGAAGCGGCUGUGAAGCGCGAGCGCGCCUUGGCGUAUGCUUUCUCACAUCAAUGGAGGGCUCAUCCUCGACCACCAACGAAAGGCGCGGAGAAUCCUGAAUGGGAGUGGGGGUGGCUGGAGCGUUGGAUGGCUUCACGCCCCUGGGAGAAUCACACCGUGGAGGAAGUUCUAAAGAAUGGAGUCCACAGCAAGAGCUCCGUGCAACCGCCGAGCAAGAGUCCCAAGGAGAGCGAAUGCGUUGACUCGCCAAAGAGCGUCCAAUCUAACAGUAAGUUCCAGCCGACACCGGCCUCCGAGAUAAGCUCGCCAGCGUCCGUCAAGGUCACUUCCACUCCAGGCAGGACGACGAGCAAUGGCUACACCAAUUACGUGGUGGUGAACGGGGUCGAGAAACCGGUGGUCAAGUCGAGGUACAUGAAUCCCAGGAAAACUCCAGGCACUCCGGACCAGAGCAAAGAUCGACCAUCCAGCCUUCCAAAGCAGAGACCAUCAAGCGAGGAUCUUGAGUUCCAAAAGAAGCGGCUCUCACUCCCAACACCCAAGAUCAAGGCUCUCAACAAAGAAGUGACUACUCCCACAAAGUCUCCGGUGGUGACGCCCAAGAAGGCUACCAUGGUGCUGUAAGCUAGCUCCGCGUCCUCCUCAGGUACGAAGCUCCAGAGAUUUGCUUCCUCUUCUCUACUCGCUGGUCGUCACAGUAGCUAUCAAUCAUGUUUUCACUAACAGGAGCUCGAGAGAUUUGUGUCCUUUGGAGCUGUGCCAAGCACUCACGAUCAAGGAUAAAAAGAAAGGCACACAAGAUAGAGUUUUGCGUGGGAUUUGAUUGAUCGAUAGCUCUCUCUCUGUCUCUUUUGUGUAAUUUGCUUUUUUUUUUAAGUGGCUUUUGUAAAUACAAGAAGAAUGUUCCUUUAAA
This is a messenger RNA of Selaginella moellendorffii, 2450 nucleotides long. Its product is annotated as protein IQ-DOMAIN 1. Gene Ontology annotation, molecular function: protein binding. The transcript is spliced from 6 exons. The record is from RefSeq and is a predicted model, not a curated record. NCBI's taxonomy places the organism in Eukaryota, Viridiplantae, Streptophyta, Lycopodiopsida, Selaginellales, Selaginellaceae. The coding region runs from base 1037 to 2161 and encodes 374 amino acids.